GUCGUAUCUCGUUGAAGAACCAUUCACUCAUCUCUUUACAUCACCAAACUAAACUCUCACGAUACUCCCAUACAACACCACUCACCCUCAAGAUACCCAAACAAAAACACUUACACACACACACACACACAACAAAAUGGCGCCUACCCCCAACAAGAGCUUCGUCUUCAAGCAGGUCCCCAAGGGCCUGCCCGUGCCUGGCCAGGACCUCGUCGUCGAGGACCGCCCCAUCGACCUCGACCAGGACCUCAACGGCGGCAUCCUCAUCAAGGUCCUCUACUCCUCCUUCGACCCCUACAUGCGCGGCCGCAUGCGCCCCGCCGAGGCCGGCAAGUCCUACAUCCCGCCCUUUGAGCAGGGCGCCGUCAUCGCCUCCUCCAUCGUCGCCCGCGUCGAGCGCUCCGACGCGCCCCAGUUCGCCGCCGGCGACCUCGUCACCUCCUUCAUGGGCCCCAACGCCGAGUACGCCGCCAUCCCGGCCAAGUUCCUCCAGGGCUUCUUCAAGGUGCCCAACACCCACAACGUCGACCUCCCCCUCUUCGUCGGCGCCCUCGGCAUGCCCGGCAUGACCGCCUACGAGGGCUUCUACGACAUCGGCAAGCCCAAGAAGGGCGAGACCAUCUUCGUCUCCUCCGCCGCCGGCGCCGUCGGCCAGAUCGUCGGCCAGCUCGCCAAGGCCGAGGGCGUCCGCGUCAUCGGCUCCGUCGGCAGCGACGAGAAGCUCGACUUCAUCCUCAACGAGCUCGGCUUCGACGCCGGCUUCAACUACAAGAAGGAGUCCCCCGUCGACGCCCUCAAGCGCCUGGCCCCCAACGGCAUCGACAUGUACUUUGAGAACGUCGGCGGCGACCACCUCGAGGCCGCCCUUGAGAGCUUCAACCAGCAGGGCCGCAUCAUCGGCUGUGGCAUGAUCUCUGACUACAACACGCCCCGCGAGCAGCAGAAGGGCGUCCGCGGCCUCUUCCACCUCGUCGCCAAGAAGCUCACCUUCCAGGGCUUCCUCGUCGACCUGUCCCCCGCCAAGUACCAGCCCUUCCAGGAGAAGGUCCAGCCCAUGAUCGCCAAGGGCGACCUCAAGGUCAAGGUCCACCUGACCGAGAGCAUCGACCAGGCCGCCGAGGGCUUCGUCGGCAUGCUCACCGGCCAGAACUUUGGCAAGGCCGUCCUGAAGAUUGCCCAGGAGUAAAAAGAAGAAAAAAAGAACAUUGCAUGGCAUGGAUGGGAAAAGCAUAUCUGUACAUUAUAAUGACAAUUGAUGACCAUGAAAGAUCAAAUAUCUAUU
Messenger RNA from Colletotrichum destructivum, 1282 nucleotides. Its product is annotated as Putative GroES-like superfamily, alcohol dehydrogenase-like, NAD(P)-binding domain superfamily. Gene Ontology annotation, molecular function: oxidoreductase activity, acting on the CH-CH group of donors, NAD or NADP as acceptor. The transcript has a single exon. Bases 137 to 1186 code for a protein of 349 amino acids. The record is from RefSeq and is a predicted model, not a curated record. NCBI's taxonomy places the organism in Eukaryota, Fungi, Ascomycota, Sordariomycetes, Glomerellales, Glomerellaceae.